AUGCAUAUGAAAUUACAAGCUCCUCAACCCCAGCCAAUCAUACACUAGCGUGUUAUCCUGGUACCCUACCCCACUAAAAUUAACAAAAAAGUUCCCGACCACUUUUUCCUCGAUUUCUCGAUAUUAGUACCAAAAUAUCCAAAAGUCCUCUUUUUGGAUUCAUCACCAACUACACCCAAUCUUACCGCAAAGAUGGGUCUCUCUGCCCCCAAGAAGUGUGUUCUCCUUCUUUUUACCUAAUCAUCAAUUGAUAUCUAUAAUUCACAAACUAACUAACAUUCCUCUAGCAAAAUCAAACUUUCUCACGACCCUAAUAAUACUAAAUGGUCUGGCAAUACAGACAGUUUCGGCCAUCGCAUGAUGAAAUCGCAGGGCUGGACACCUGGCGAGUAUCUUGGUGCGAAGGAUGCCGCGCACGCCGAAUUUCAUACCGCUGCAAAUGCGUCACAUAUUCGUGUGGUGAUUAAAGAUAAUAAUUUAGGAUUGGGUGCGAAAAUAGGAAGUGGAGUGGGCCACGGGGAAUGUACAGGUUUGGACGUCUUUCAAAAUUUACUGGGGAGAUUAAAUGGAAGGGAAGAGGCGGAGAUAGAAAAGGAACAGAAAGGGAGGGAGGAUUUGAAAAGGGCCAUUUAUGCGGAGAGGAAGUGGGGGAGUAUUAGAUUUGUGAAGGGAGGUGUGUUGGUUGGUGAUAAGAUUCAGGAUUUAAUCGAUGGGGAAAAGGAGAGAGUUAAGGCUUUGGAGAAGGGGAAGGCAGCAGAGAGUAGUAGCGAGGAGAGUGAUUCUACUUCAGAUGAGGAAGAAGAGGAGAAAUCCCCGGAACCUGUUUCCGAAAAGAAGAAGUCAUCGAAACGAAAGAGAGAGGAGCAGGAAGAGGAAGAGAAGACAUCCAGCAAGAAAAGCAAAAAGGACAAGAAGAGAAAGAAGAGGAAGAGUGAGGAUGAAGACGACAAAGACAAAAGUGAGUUGAAAAAGUCGAAAAAAUCUAAGAAGGAUCGCAAAUCGAAGUCGAAAUCUAUUUCCGAAUCAGAAACCGAAACCCUAGACGAGGCCGCUAUUAAAGCACGCAAGAAGGAAAAGAAAGAGAAGAAACGGAGAGAAAAAGAAGCAGCGACAGCAGGAACAGAUAUUGAAGAAACAACCUCUACCUCUAAAUCAUCCAAAAAGAAAUCCAAGAAAGAUAAACACAAAUCAUCCUCCACAUCCGAGUCCUCCACCAAAGAAAGCACACCCGCAGUCACAGAAAGUAGCGGAAGACCAACGCCGAUGGGUAUACGUUCGAUAAGAGCUCGACAUAUUGCACAGAAGAGGAUGGCUAGUAUGGAUGUAGCGAGUUUGAACCAGGUUCGUAUUUCCAUUGUCUUUUUCUUCCGGAUUCAUUCCAUUUUAUACACAGAGUGGUGAUACUAAUCCUUCAAUAGAUUUUCAUGAUUAAGUCGCAGGUGUAAUAAAAAGCAUAGAGGAUAGACUACCUACUAGACAUGGACGAGAUAGAUGGAAGGUGUAGUAGAGGAAUUGAAUUGAGUAGAAGUGAAGGCAAGGCGAAGCAAAGUUGUAAAUAUACCAAUUUGUUUAAGAAUAGUUUUGUGUAGGUGGAAGAGUAGGAGCGGAUAGAUAUAGUGAUAAACUACUCGGUAUUAUCUAUCUAUACAGACCAUUAGAGCCAUGACAGGAUAGUUAACACAACAUCAAAAUUCUACAUACAACGUUGAUAUAAGAUGUA
Molecule: messenger RNA, 1720 nt
Organism: Sclerotinia trifoliorum
Lineage: Eukaryota; Fungi; Ascomycota; Leotiomycetes; Helotiales; Sclerotiniaceae
Source: the annotation of a GenBank genome assembly